Molecule: messenger RNA, 2067 nt
Organism: Patella vulgata (common limpet)
Lineage: Eukaryota; Metazoa; Mollusca; Gastropoda; Patellidae
Product: transmembrane protein 68
Exons: 9
Coding region: 178-1203 (341 amino acids)
Cellular component (GO): membrane
Molecular function (GO): acyltransferase activity
Source: RefSeq, a predicted model, not a curated record
UGUCCAUAUGAUUUUUCAUUAAAAUUUAGAGUUUGUCGCAUUCGAACUGACGUAUGAACUCAACCACAGCUUUUGAGUCCGUGAUCCUUUUUGGAUCAGCUCGGUAUUGGAUCUCCCAGGUAAACUAAAAUGGAAAUGGGUGGUGAUGUAAGAUACUAGUUGAAUGUUGGUAGCUCAAUGAGUGAUCUUUAUAUUGAAGGCACUACAUGGCUAUGUGUUAUGUUGUAUAGUAAUGCCACCUGGUGGGACCAUAAUAACAUGCUGAAUCAAACGAUAUUCUAUAUACAGUUAGGUUGGACCAAGCUUAGUCAACUUGAUAUACAGUAUUUAAGUUGGGUUCUCUGGGUUAUUUAUCCUAUAAUUAUAUCAUUUCUUCUACCAUUAAUAAUACUAGUCUUUCUGUAUGCAUCAGUCCUCUUCUUACUCGUCUAUCGUCAACGUCACCGAUUACAAGAAGCUUAUGCAAGAGAUUUCUGGGAUGGUGCGAGAAAGACAUUGGCAGUACUAUGGUUAGGACAAGCUAGAAUAUGGCAUGGUUUUGAAGUACAUGGACUGGAUAACAUACCUGAUGGACCAGCUUUAUUAGUAUAUUAUCAUGGCGCUAUACCAAUAGAUUUCUAUUAUGUUCUUGCCACCUGUAUCCUAGAAAAGGGGAGACAAAUCCGUGUAGUGGGUGAUCGCUUCUUGAUGCAUGUACCAGGUUGGCGUUUAUUAAUGGAGGUAUUUCAUGUUACACCUGGUACUGUACAGAGUUGUGUUAAUGUUUUAAAUGAUGGUCACCUGUUAUCAAUAUCACCAGGUGGAGUAAGAGAAGCUUUAUUUGGAGAUGAAUAUUACAGAAUAAUGUGGUCCAAUAGAGUUGGAUUUGCUAAAGUAGCUCUUCAAGCUAAUGUGCCUGUUGUUCCGAUGUUCACCCAAAACUGUAGAGAAGCUUUUAGAACACCUAAAUUAGGAAGAUCAUUACUUAGAAAAAUAUAUGAAUGGACAAGACUACCUAUUGUACCUAUCUAUGGGUUCUUCCCUGUCAAAAUGAGAUCUUAUCUUGGUGAACCUAUUUAUCCUCAGCCUGGAAUAACACCAGAAUUAUUUUCACAACAAGUGCAAAAUGAAAUACAGAAACUGAUAGACAAACAUCAGACAGUACCAGGAAAUAUAGUACGAGCUCUGUUAGAGAGGAUACCUUAUCAACAUAAAACAGAUUAAUCAAUAACUCUUUUAUUUCAUAUUACAAAAUACUUAAACCAGCAUAAAAAAUGGAUUUAUAUAUUUAUUUAUAAAAGUGAAACAGAAAUGAAUCCAAAAGGAUUCAUAUAUAGAUAUAUUAUAUAUACUAUAUUAUGGUACCUCACAAGAAAGGAUGUUGUCUUGUGUAGUUAUCAAAAACUAUUUAUUAAAUUUAUUAGUUGUAAAUAAACUUAGUUAUAAAUUGUUUAUCAUCGUCCAUGGUGUGUGUGUGUAAAGUGGCAAAGUGGUAAUAUGUCAUGAUUAACAAACUGUUUCCAAUUCAAACUGUGUAAUAUAUAGAUAUAGUAUUGGACACAGAAUAGUAUAGUUUCACUCUUUAAGUGAAUAAUACUUUCAAGAAUACUCUAGUUCAAGAAUUUACAAGUUUAUCAACAUAUGUAUUUAUAAUACUCAAUAAAGACUGGCUAAAUUCACCAGCUAGAAGAAAUUAAAAUUAUGCACUGUUUGCAUCCUCAUUGCAAUUGAUAGAAUGGUAAUAUCACAAAAUUGCACUUUCGUGCUUAGAGGGUUAACCCUUAACCGUGGACUCAUCCUCGAUAUCCCCAGUUGUCUUAUUCCGUUCUACUCCACUAACCCCUGGGCUAAUCGAUGUGGGAGACACGUAUUCAAAUUAUCUGCCCUUGAUGACUGUGCUAUUUUUAUUGACCAAUCAAAGAAAUCGUCAAAUACAAAGGAAGUUGGUGAAGAUAAGUAACUCUCAUCUUGUUGCAUCAAACAAGCUGACAUAUUAUUGUGAAUGUAAGCAAUAAGGCUAAGGCUGGUUUGUAAACUGUUUUUUGAUUGGAUCGUAGAAUCAAACUAUGAUCAAGGGCAGAUAAUUUG